AAUUUAUCGACUAAACCUAGCCAAUCACCAUGUCCCACCGCACUUGAGGGCAAACAAGGGCCUCACAGACGCAUAACUUCAUGUAGCAAUCCAUGUUCACCACACCAAUUCUAAUCUCUUUUCUUUUCUUUUUCAUUUAUUCAAACUACCCUUUCCUUUGAUCUGAAUACGAAUCACUCACAAUGACAGAGAAAUAUGUGCCUCCGCCUGAGGCAGUAGAACGAGGACUUUAUGUCGCAUAUGCUGCACUCAGCACCAUGGCUGUUUUGCCAAUUUAUUUUGGGUCAUUUGCAUCUCUCAAGAAGUGGAAGAAUCCUAACGCAAAGAAGAAAAAAACAGAGGAUUCAGAUGAUUCGGAUGACGAGGAUGAGGCUACAGAGUCCAUGUCGCUGGAAGAUGCAUACAUGUUUCCUGUAUUUGGAUCGAUUACGCUGUUUGGUCUGUAUUUGGUCUUCAGGUACCUCGACAAGACCUAUGUCAAUUAUCUUCUCACAGCAUACUUUGGAUUGCUUGGUGUCAUGGCCACCACCCAAGUGGGAGUCAACUGUAUCGCACCCGUUGUCAAACUCGUUGGCAUUGAUGUUGACAAAUGGCAUUUGAGACUUACCAAAAAGAAGAAGGAACUGUACUCGGUCAAGUUUACUAUUCUUCACUUGAUCAUGAUGGUUGCAUCAGUUCUUUUGUCAGGAUACUAUGUGGUUACCAAGAAUUGGAUUGCCUCCAAUGUUUUUGGUAUCUGCUUUGCCUUGAACGCUAUUCAAUUGCUUUCGCUUGACUCCUUCAAGACAGGAAUGAUCCUGUUGAGCGGUCUGUUCGUUUAUGAUAUCUUUUGGGUCUUUGGCACAGAAGUGAUGGUGUCUGUGGCCAAGAACUUUGAUGCGCCCGUGAAGGUGAUCUUUCCUCGGUUAUUCUUUGGUUUGCCUGUUGGGGAGCCUUAUCAAUUUGCGAUGCUUGGACUGGGUGAUAUUGUGAUCCCCGGUGUCUUUGUUGCAUUAUGUUUGCGAUUUGAUCAACACUUGACUGGUAUCAAGAAUCCUAAUUUGGGACGAUCGACUAGGUUCAGCAAGCCUUAUUUUACAGCCUGCUUCAUCGCCUAUGCCAUUGGUUUGGGCACAACGAUUUAUGUCAUGCAUACGUUCAAGGCUGCUCAACCUGCACUCCUCUACCUCUCUCCGGCGUGUAUUCUGAGCGUUUUAGUCAUGGGAUUGGCUCGCGGUGAGAUCAAAGAGGUCUUUGCCUAUACUUCAGAGGAGGAUGAAAAAAAGGAGGAUGAAAAAAAGGUCUCGAAGAAGAUUGUUACCCAGGUUGAGGAUGAUGAUGAGACCAAAGCGGAGUCUAUUGCUGAAAAGACAUCGUCCCCUAGUGGAUCAGAUCAUGAAAGUGCAAGCACACCCAAGCUUCGUAAGCGCAAAGGUGGAAAGGCACAAAAGAAGAAGUAA
This is a messenger RNA of Lobosporangium transversale, 1439 nucleotides long. RefSeq names its product signal peptide peptidase-domain-containing protein. Bases 183 to 1439 code for a protein of 418 amino acids. Lineage: Eukaryota; Fungi; Mortierellomycota; Mortierellomycetes; Mortierellales; Mortierellaceae. Gene Ontology annotation, molecular function: aspartic endopeptidase activity, intramembrane cleaving. The transcript is spliced from 3 exons. Gene Ontology annotation, cellular component: cytoplasmic side of endoplasmic reticulum membrane; lumenal side of endoplasmic reticulum membrane; membrane. Gene Ontology annotation, biological process: membrane protein proteolysis. The record is from RefSeq and is a predicted model, not a curated record.